This is a messenger RNA of Cylicostephanus goldi, 330 nucleotides long. The record is from the annotation of a GenBank genome assembly. NCBI's taxonomy places the organism in Eukaryota, Metazoa, Nematoda, Chromadorea, Rhabditida, Strongylidae.
UUGCUUGAACGCUUCUCCAAGGCACGCCACCGGACGAUACACUUUUCUGACGAAAAAAUUUUCACCGUGGAGCAAGUUUUUAACCGUCAAAACACCAGAAUCAUAUCCAAAUUGCUCAAAGAAGCCAACAGCAAAGAUAGACUCGUGCAAACUGCAUCCGGUUUUCGUGAUGGUUUGGGCGGCAAUCACUUCCGAGGCAAGAUGCCGCUGUUUUUUGUGCCUCAGGGCAUCAAGGUCGACGCUGCGACGUACUUGGAUACCGUACUGAAGAAGGAAGCGUCAGCCUGGACCGAUAUCCAUUUUAAGGGGAAAGAUUGGUGCUUCCAGUAG